CCCGUCGCCAUGGGACUGCGAGGAUCUAAACCACCAGAAGCCAGAGUUCUCCUUCUGGGCCUGGACAACGCUGGAAAAUCGACUCUUCUUUACAAACUGAAGCACAACGCGUGCGUAUGCACGGUUCCCACCAUUGGCUUCAACGUGGAAAUGCUCGAAGUGAGAAAGAACAGGAAGAACAUCGCCUUAACUUUGUGGGAUGUUGGUGGUCAGGGAAAGAUGCGCGAGCACUGGAAGAGUUUCCACCAGGACACAGCAGCGGUCGUGUUUGUCGUGGACAGCUCGGACAGGAGGCGUCUGGGGGAGGCGCGGAGGGAGCUAGACAACACACUGAGGAGCGAGCAGCUGCGGGGCCGGCCGCUGAUUCUUCUCGCCAACAAACAGGACGUGAACGGCGCUCUGAAUGUCACUGAAAUCAAGGACAUGUUUAACCUGACAAAAAUUUGCUCAGGUCGGGAUUGGUUCGUACAGCCUUGUUCCGCAUCGACGGGAGUUGGAGUUGAGGAGGCUUUCAAACGAGUGGUCCAAAUGGUCAAACUCCCAUCAGACUCUGGGGCGAUGAGAGACAAUAUCAAGGAAACGGUGCACUACCUCAAAGCUUCUCGCAAACAUUAG
Micropterus dolomieu (smallmouth bass) is the source of this 615-nucleotide messenger RNA. It is a transcript of the gene arl14, whose product is annotated as ADP-ribosylation factor-like 14. Gene Ontology annotation, biological process: intracellular protein transport; vesicle-mediated transport. Bases 10 to 615 code for a protein of 201 amino acids. Lineage: Eukaryota; Metazoa; Chordata; Actinopteri; Centrarchiformes; Centrarchidae. Gene Ontology annotation, molecular function: GTPase activity; GTP binding. The transcript has a single exon. Gene Ontology annotation, cellular component: cytoplasm. The record is from RefSeq and is a predicted model, not a curated record.